This is a messenger RNA of Lasiosphaeria miniovina, 936 nucleotides long. RefSeq lists its product as uncharacterized. NCBI's taxonomy places the organism in Eukaryota, Fungi, Ascomycota, Sordariomycetes, Sordariales, Lasiosphaeriaceae. The record is from RefSeq and is a predicted model, not a curated record. The coding region runs from base 1 to 936 and encodes 311 amino acids. The transcript has a single exon.
AUGCCGACCGCGACUACGAUUCCCGACUACACGCUCACCAAUUGGGGGCCGCUGACGACGGCAUUUUCAGCAGAUGCAGCAUGCGCCACCUUGGGCAUCAGUAUGAUGGGCUUCCGGACCGCCCUCGGCUUCGGCUACAGCGCUGAAUGCGCCGUUCCGACGGUGGGUGCAGCGUGCUAUCCGUCCGGGUCUCAGCUCGAUGCGGCUGCCUCGGCUGCGUAUAACACCUUUGGUGUCCAUCCAAAGGCGGCAUACUUCUCGCCCGGAUUGGUGUGCCCGUCAGGCUGGAAGACGGUCGGCGUCGCUGCCCGCGCGGCCGAUGGAUCGAUCAGUGCGUCGGGCAUCUUUGUCGCGCCGACCCUUACAACUGCUCCUUCUUCGGAUCAGGCUGCUACCGAUAGCACCCUCGGGACCCUCUUCUACAACCCCGUUGUUAACGCCUUUACCGCCGCGCUCGACCUAGGCGAGACGGCCGCUGCGUGCUGUCCCAGCUCCAUGACGGCCGUGACGGACGGCGUAUGUGUCUCGACUCUGCCCGACUAUAGAUUGAGCACAUUCUGCGAGCGGUUCGCGCCCGGCGCCGAAGUCUCUACCGUUACCACUGAUAUCACUCUGCUCGGCGUACAUACUACGGUGCAGCUCAUCACUCCUAUUAAUUCCGGACUGAUUACAUCUACGGUCACUACUGAGGUGCCUGCUGAGCAGUCGGCAGACCUCGUUGGGGUUAAGUACAUACCUAUGGUUAUGCUUGUCCGGAAGGCGAACGAUGCGGCGGGGACUGGUGGUGACGGGGGUGGCGCGGGUCCCAGCCCGUCCAAGACCAACGCUGCUAGCCCUGGGCGGAUGGGGUCGGGAGAUGGGGGUGUGCCGCUGGUCGCUGUGAUGGCGUGUGUCUCGGCCCUGCUUAUGGGGUCCGCCUGGAUUCUUGCGAGAUGA